GCGUGCUUGUCGAUUUGAAAAGAUGGCAGCAGAUUUGAGUAGAGUUGCUGCUGGCGGAGACAAUUCUGUGGCUGAUGUAUUUAGCAACUUGAGAUACAGCGAAGUUAUGGAGCCAUACGAUGUUGCUUAUGCAUGGUUGGAAAAACAUGGCAGGAAGUUCAAAGGGUUUACAGAUAAUGUAUUUCUCACGACGUAUUCGGGUAAACCAGUUCCCGUGCUGGCAGAAUUCAGCCAGGAGAAACUGUGCGACGUGUUCCCAUCCGCGGACAGCGAAGUUGAAGAUGCCUUGAAAACGGCUCAAGGUGCACAAAAGCUGUGGGCUGCACUUCCUGCGUUUGAGAGAGCGAAACACCUUUACAGCUUUGCCCGCAACGUGCAAAAACAUGCCACACUUUUGGCCCAAGUGGAGAGCUUGAGUACUGGCAAGCGACUGAAUGAGACCAGAGGCGAAAGCGUUCCGCAUGCAGUCCGCUGUCUGUACCACUACGCGGGAUGGACCAUGCACCUCCAAGAAAAUUUCCCACAUUCUCAACCCUUAGGUGUUGUUGCGGUGGUCGCUGGAAACACAACCUACCUUCACACCAUGUCUGUGUUCAGACUGACAGAGAUUUUGGCUGCAGGAAACUCGGCUGUGCUGGUUGUUAAUCCGCAGGGAUGCCUUCCUGCUUUCCUCUUAGCCGAGAUUGCAGCAUCAGCCAGCCUUCCAAAAGGCCUUGUCACUGUGCUUGUUGGAGAAUCCAAAGCCGUACGAGAGAGCAAGAUGGUGGACAAACUUUUUUUUGUGGGCCCUGUCUCGCGUGGGCAGGAACUCAGACGGGCCGUUGCCGGAACCGGGAAGAUGUUUUCUUCUUACCAUGGAGGAAGACCCAUUGUUGUCCUCCUUGAAGGCUGUGACGUUUCGAGUGCAGUAAAUGGUGUCCUCGAAACCUUUGCAGCAAGCUGCGGGAAGUCCGACUCUUCUGGCGUCCAGGUGUUUGUUCAAGAGAGUGUCUACCAACAAUUCAUGAAGCUUGUGAGGACGAGGUUUUCCAAACUGCGCUGCGGAACUCCGAAUGAAAAAACUGCGGAUGUUGUCCCUUUCUUGAACUCUGGAACUCGUGCCUUUUCCUCAUCGAAUAUUUCCGAAAAACUGGUUGUCACUGCUUCCAAAGAACUUCAGUCUAAUUUCACGAGCCUCAAAGAUGCUCUACUGCUCCCUGCUGUAGAACCUUCAUCUCCUGUAGCUGUGGAUUCUGUAGGAAAUCCUGUGGUUCUCGUGAGCCAAUUCCGAACAGCCAAGGAAGCCAUCUCCCUCAUAAACUGUGUUCCUCAAAGAGUGUGUGCGAGCAUCUGGACAGAGAGACUGACGGCUGCGCUAGAACUUGCAGCUUCGCUUAAGGUGCCAACAUGCUUCGUGAAUGGGCAGAAUCUUUAUGAUCCGGCCGCCGAAUUUGGAGGACGGUCCGGUACGGGAUACAUCGGUGGUGAACAGGGAAUGUUGGAGUUGUUGAAGCCAGAUUGGCACAAACGUGAGCUGUUGCAGAAGACUGUUAUUGAUUAUCGAAUGUUUGGCAACAAGUCCGACCCAAGCAGAGUGCUUCCUCAUGCCUUCCUUUCCGGAGAUGGUUCUAGUAUCGACCUCACUCUAAAGCUGUACUACGGUGGCCAGCAGAAGCGGCCGGAAUCCAAUACAUCAUGUUCGCUGACCAACUCAAAGAAUGAGGUUGUUGAGUAUAUUCCGGAGGCUGGGAAGAAGGACGUACGCAAUGCUGUUGAAGCAGCCUCAGCUGGGUUGAGAGGCUGGCGGACACGCGAUCCUCACAACAGGGCACAAAUCCUGUACUACAUUGCCGAGAACCUGUCGCAGCGUAGAACUGCAUUUGCUGGCAGAUGCUCUAGAGCAACUGAGCAACCUGAGGAGACGUGGCAGGCGAUCAUCAACGUGUGUGUGCAGCGUUUGUUCUACUGGGCAGCUGCCUGUGACAAGUAUGCUGGGAAGGUUCAGGCCACCACUACGAAGGGCAUGGUGUUAAAGUUGCAUGAACCCGUUGGAGUGAUCGGAAUUGUCUGCGCGGACAGCAGCCCCCUGCUGUCUUUCGUAUCUCUCACCGCGGCCGCCAUAGCCAACGGCAAUGCUGUCGUCGUUCUUGCGAGCGAGAAGUGCCCCCUUCCUGCAUUGCUCAUGUACCAGGUAUUUGAAACGUCAGACCUGCCGGCAGGGGUCGUCAACAUCCUGUCUGGCUAUCAUGAGCCCAUGGUUCGAACCCUCGCCGAACAUCACGAUGUCCAGUCCCUCUGGUAUCACGGAUCGUCGCGGGAGGCAGCGGUGUUUGUGGAGGAAGCCUCCGCUGUGAACAUGAAGCGGACCUGGAUUGGACGUGGGGAUCGGGACUGGGGGAACGACUCACACUGUACGGGCUGGGAGUUCAGAUAUCACGCAACAGCUGUUAAGACCAUUUGGCUGCCAAGUGGUGACAUUUUUGCUAACUAGUAACGGCAACUGCUGACAUUUUGCUUCUGCAUUCAGGGUGUCUACCGACCUGGAAAACCGGGAAUGGUCCAGGGAUUUUAGUGCCCGGAAAAGUCGGGGAGUUGUCGAGGAAGUUGCCAAAAAAGAAGCACAGGUUGACGAAAAUCGCGGACAAGUGCCAUGACGAUAAGCUGCGAAUCGCGAGUGCUGAUGAGUGCAGUUGAGCGGCAACGGGGCAGCAAAGUAGGCAGGCCUCACUAAUAAGUGACCUUAACCUCACUAAUAAGUGACCUUUAACCUCACUAAUAAGUGACCUUUAACGAAAAAGACGAGGGUCAUAGAUGAGCUCUCCCUACCGCAGGAAAAGAAAUUGGAUUUGUUAUUCCGUUUGUUUGAAUUCAAUAAAUGCUGCGUAUUAUCCAAUUAAUAAAUGGUCUGUUUUAUCAGUGGUCUGUAUGAAAACGUAGGAACUAGUCCUUUGCUUUGGUCAGAGAAUUUGCUUGAAAUGGUCGGUCAAACCUGGAAAAGUCGGGGAAUUUGACGAUUACAGUUUGGUAGACACCCUGGCAUUACACUUCUGCUUCGUGCAUGCUGUAGAGAAUGUUUAGUUGACUGAAUUUUUACUUCUGUACCGUUACUUCCAGUCUGUUAAAUGGUCAUUUUUUUC
Ornithodoros turicata is the source of this 3116-nucleotide messenger RNA. Its product is annotated as aldehyde dehydrogenase family 16 member A1-like. Gene Ontology annotation, molecular function: oxidoreductase activity, acting on the aldehyde or oxo group of donors, NAD or NADP as acceptor. Bases 23 to 2470 code for a protein of 815 amino acids. The record is from RefSeq and is a predicted model, not a curated record. NCBI's taxonomy places the organism in Eukaryota, Metazoa, Arthropoda, Arachnida, Ixodida, Argasidae. The transcript has 13 exons.